Hemicordylus capensis (graceful crag lizard) is the source of this 4504-nucleotide messenger RNA. RefSeq names its product inhibitory synaptic factor family member 2B (gene INSYN2B). The record is from RefSeq and is a predicted model, not a curated record. NCBI's taxonomy places the organism in Eukaryota, Metazoa, Chordata, Lepidosauria, Squamata, Cordylidae. The coding region runs from base 782 to 2395 and encodes 537 amino acids. Gene Ontology annotation, cellular component: postsynaptic density. The transcript has 5 exons. Gene Ontology annotation, biological process: inhibitory postsynaptic potential.
GCUGCUUUUUUAUUUAUUCCUACGUGCACAGACCCAGUACACCUCUGGCAUAUAAACAGUGAAAAUUAUAACAUAUACGAUUACUUAUUCCUGCUUUUGGGCUAACAUUUGUGCUACUCAGAGCUUUGACCAUCUGUGGAAGACUAAAAGGAGAUAUUUCCAGCAAGUAAUUCCAGAUCUUUCAGAAAACACUCAUGUGCUAUUCAACAAAAGGUGGUCUCAAGAGAUCAAAAUAAUUUCGGAUCUCAUCUUAAUAACACAAUUCCUCCAACACACUUAACCUCACAGUCGCGUGAACAAGAUCAAGGAACGUACUUCAAUAAUUUGCUUCCAGUUAAUCCUGUUGGAUGCUUUACUUUCAUUUGGACACAGUUCACUGGCUUCUGUUUAGCUAUUUAAGAUCCAUUUCAACUGUAGAAAUAGGAAGAUGGGACAAGAAGGGGGGAAAACCCUAAAGGAAGAGUUUCGGUUUACUCUUAAAGGAUAUGUUCUUCCAGCAAAACUAUGCAUCUGGGAAGCAAGUGCCCCAAACUGUUAUUACACUUGUUAUUUACACUCUAUGCAAAUACAAAAUAUCUGGGAUCAGAUACUUAAAUUGUAACUUUUCUAUUUACAUCAUAAAAUAAUAUUUUAAUCAGAGUAAACAUAGAAUUAAAACAUUCCAAGUCAAAAUUUACUAGUUAAAAUACACACGGAAUGAAAAGUUAGCUUUUGCCCAAUAACAAUAGUCUCUGUUUUGAUUUGGGGCCUCAGGCAGAUGUUGUUCAAAUGACCAAAUGAAAUGGGUCGCAAAGAAACGCAUUAUCUGCAAACGUUAAAUUGCGACUCAAUGGCUCAGCAAGGUAUCAAAGUGCGUCCUGUGCUGCUGAAGCGGAACAGCCUGGAUUCAGUCGACUUCAGAAGGCAGCCGCACCAUCGCAGGAGCAAAUCUCAACAAGUCCGAUUUAAAGAUGAUGGAACAGACAACCCACCAGUGGCAGAAUCAGAACUGGAGGCUGGAGCUGCUCAAGACCCAUGUGCACUUGGUAACACACAAUCAUCUCAACCCUACAAGCUAGCAAGUGAUUCAUUCUGUUUCCCACCAUCUCACAAAGGAUUACAAAAUAUCGCCAUACAGACUUCUCCUAGUCUCAGGAAGCACUUUCCUGUAUUUAAAAAGAAAAGAAUUACCACAAGCAAGUCCUUGACGGAAAUGCCAAAGGAGUCUGAAUAUUCGAUUCAAGUCAAUGGCAAUCUUUCUGAACAGGAUAUAAUAUCUUCCAGUCUGUCUUACCUAAGCAUCGCUCGACAUUUAGAUGAUAGACCAAGAGCAGCCACAACAGCUAACCUGCUACUUCAAAGGGUACCUAAAGCACAAAGCAAUGGACCUGUCCAUUUUGGUUCAGAGAAAUCUGCAAUACUGGAACAGGCAACAGUUUCUACCCAGGUACCUGAAUAUAUACACCCGGGUUCUGCACAAGACAAUUUUUCCAUUUAUGGCCCAGACACACAAACAGAUUUAUGCAGCUCAGUUCAUUCUUCUAUAGCUAUGAGACAAUCGAAUGAAAACUGUUCAGUGCAUAUGGAAUCAGAAAUAUCUCCCCCUUGCAUAAGGAGUAACUGUAAUGAAGCUAACAUGGUUAAUAGUUCACAUGAAGAAAAAUGCUAUACUGACGUACUCACAUCUAACGAUGACACCGCAACUAAGGAAAUCAUUUUAUCAUCACCUCCAUUACACAACAGUUCAUCAUACUGCUCCCUUAGAGAACAUCAGCAACCAUUACAGCAGAAAACAGACUCUGACCAUAAGACACUGACUAAUGAUAACCAAACAACAUUGUUAACCAACCACAAUGCAUCUCCUCCUGUUCCCUCAAGUCAAACUGUAAGAGAGAACAUUUCUACUAAUACCGAAGUGCCACAGUAUGACAACUGCUUACAAGGCUUUCACAUAAAUGCCUAUCUUCCAGGGACUGAAAUAAAACCACAGGACAAAGAUAUUAAAGAAAUUAAUCAAAUUCACUUGGCACCUAGUGAGCUGUGCGCUCUACAAGACAGGCUCCAGUCUGUUGAGGAAUCUUUGCAGUCAAACCAGGAGAAGAUUAAAGUCCUUUUGAAUGUAAUUCAAGACAUGGAAAAGGCCAGAGCCCUCAAUGAAGGACGGAACUUCUACCGCACUGGCCAAGAUCUCAACAACUGCAGCACUUGCCAGAAUACUGCAUGUAUCAUUUACAGUGUAGAAUAUGACUUCAGACAACAAGAAGGUAGAUUUCACCAAGUUCUGAAGACACUGGAUCAAGUGGAAGAAAGCCCUCCAAUUGCACCUCUACAAAGGCAACCCUCUGACCACUCAGUCCCUGAGAAACAAGAAUUAAGAAGGAAGACCAAAAAAAAGAAAUGCUUCUGGUGGAUCUGACAGUUUAAAAAUGGUUACUCCUGGGUGCAAAUUCCUGGUGGCUGCUGGCAAGGCAUGUAGGCUCAUCAUGUGACCAGACUAAUUCAUGUGGUAAGCAGCUUGCCAAUGUAAAAGUCCCCGUGUGGUUGUGUCACCACAGAGAAGUAUUUUUCAGUGGCUUCCACAAAGAGUAUGAAUAGCCUGCAUACCAAGGAUCUGGAAUAGAAAGUCGCUGGAUAUCUCCUUGUGCAGAAUGGCUUUAAUUUCAUGAUGACGUCUGGAUCUGUUUUAGUGCACCCAGCACAACAUAUGACCAGCUGAAAGCCAACAGGGGCCAUUCUCAUGACUGCAGAAGUAUGUUUACAAGAUGCUAAAGACUUUCAACGGAUGAUAAAGAAUCAGAAAUGAGGCAAAUUAGAGGUCUAAACUAUCCUUUCCAAAUCUUAGUUCUUAGAUCACGCCAAGAUUUUAAAACUAAAAUGUUACUUUCACACCUUUAGAAGAAAUAAUUCCAGAAUUUUGCACAAUAAUUUAGCAUGCUUGUCAGUUUAAAACUGACAUUUUAAAAUUAUUUGAAGGUUCUGUUGAUUACAUGUACCAAAUAUGCAAAUUACCAGUAGCCAUCAGUGUACCUACCCUUACAUUAAAACAUCAUAUAAAGAUGUACUGUUGUAACAUGUUGUUAGAUGCCAGCGUACGGUAUUGCCAUUUAGUACUAGCAGAUUAUAAUGCCAAGUUCAGAUAUUACACUAGGGCAUGAUAUUCUACAUCAUCAUUAUAUGUCCCUCUACAGAAACAAUCUAACACAUGAACCACUAGCUGCAGGAGGUUCCACUUUGCAACAACCUGUGUCCAAGACCACAUAUGUUGCUCAGCUGACAUUCUUGAGCCACCAGGUCAUAUGUUCCAUUACUCCCAUGAAUCUUAACAUAAGCACCCUGAACCAGUAGAGAUAACCAACAUGCAGAAGCAGGUAUAUAACCAACAUGCCGAAGCAGGUAUCCACAUCUGGAUCAUUUUGUUCAAUUGGGACCUAUACAAGAAAGGUGUGCUGGUGUGCACAUACAGGAUAGCAAUAGCACUAGCACUUACAUUGUGGACGGAUCUGGAGGAUCUGGAGUUAUGCAUGCUGAAAUUAAACAUGCUGAACAAAGACUGUGCACAGAGCCUAUAACAAAUGACUGACACAAACAGGUUUUAAACUGUCAUCUGUUUUGAGGGUUGAAUCCAGGUUUCCCCUGCUAUCGGAUAACUUCUGUGAAAGCAGGCCAUGUCAACUAUCAGAAUCAACAGAGUAUGGGCAACACCUUCAUGCCUUGCUUGUGAGUUUUCCAAGGUAUCUUGAUGGUAAUCUGAAAACAGAAUGCCAGACUAGCCUCAUUUCACCUGAUCCAGAAAGGUAGUCCUUAUGUACUUGGCUCCAUAUAUGCAUGAUUCAGUGAUCAGGAAGGAACUUGCAUCAGGGACAGAAUGGUGCUCACACAUUCAAGAAAUAUUCCCAAAUAUUUAUUCAGAUCUUUGAUACAACACAACAAAUAAAUUUAAGGGCACACUAGGUUCACCUUUCAGCAUUGAAAACUAGAUUACUUAUACAUGUAUAGGUUUAAACUAUGCGCUAGCAAGGCAGAAAAUAUUGUAUAUCAUGACAGUCCGACAACACCUUUGGACCACAUUCUAGAAGGUUUUUACUGUCUAUACUUACAACAGGACAACAGCUUUCAGUAACACUAGUUGUAUAAAAUGAGUAUGGAACGUGCAGCCAAAAAGAAGCAUAUAGAGGUACUUAAGUGUGGAUGUUUGUAAAAUAUUGUAUAGCACAUAUAAUAUAUUCUGAAACUACUGUACUUGAAAUUACUCUGCUCUACAGGGGAAAGUGAAUUUUUGGAUGAAAACUGUAAGAAUAAAAUAUUCAGUCUUCUAUGGGCAGUAUCUAAAUAAAGGUUUUAUGUACUUCCAUAGUACAAUAAAUACCUAUUCCUAUCCACAGUCACAACUCUUGGUAAAUAAAUGGGCUCCAAUACAGAUUACUUUCCUGAUAAAAUGUACUAAUCAAAUAUAAUGUUUUGUAUAUUUCUAGAUUCUUUUACUGGCAUAAUAUCUUUUACAAUAAAUUGACAUAUUUUUUCUGUC